AUGAACGUCGAUGACAAAUCUUCUCGGUGUAUACAGAAGAUUGUUGAGACCGAGAGAGUAGAAAUAUUGAUGGAGAAUAGGCUGAUAGGGAGUGUGUUGCUUGACGUCAAAUUUCGCAGUGAAUGCUCGGCACGGGUGUUUAAUGAUCGGCAAGUAUUUGGAUGUCGAGGAGUUAAUGUCACUAAUGCAUGUCGAAUUAACAUGCCUGUAAGGGAUCGAGUAUCAGGUGAUUAUAGUGUCGCAAGUGCUGCUUCUCUCUCCAAAACUGGUAUUUUCCAAGAAUCUCUCGUUCCUGUUGCUUCGGGGGUUUCUUCUAACGCUUUUGACUCAGAGAGCAUCCUCUUUGAUCCGUCAUCUGUGACUCAGAUGAUGAGAACAAUUCGUGUCUCUGGGUAUCAAUUAUCACACCAACCAGAUCUGAAGCAACAGCAACAAGAAGUGCGAUACAUUCACACAGGUGCGAGUUACAUACCCCAAUACCCGGCUGGCCCAUUGCCAGUCUCAUCUUACUAUCCACUGUAUCAUCCACCACUGCAUCAGCAGCAUUGCCCUUAUCAGGCGAAUCAGUUGUAUCCAAUUUACUUGGUCCCAAUAAGGCCUUCACAAACUUACAAUAUGCCCACACAAGGUAAUUUAAUCUACACUGCAACUAUUGCUUCUGGUCGGUCCCCUUUGCAUCCCCCUAGUGCCAUGAUCACUUCCCCAGUAGUUGAUAAAGAGGUCACUGCAGCUCCACCAAUACCUGAACCAGCAGUUUCCAGGACAGCCCCAGCAGCAACACCACUUGUUAACGUACCUUCAAUCCAGAAUCAACAAUUAGUGAAUCCUCCAGAGUCUUACGAUUCCUCCCUGCUUGUUGCCACUGCUUCGGUGGCGGUGGCUAAUUACGACGAUGAAUUUGAUGAUGAUCUUACAUAUGCUCAGAUAUAUAAAAGUCAACCUCCAGCACCUGCAUUGCUGCCACAGUAUCAAACCAUGACAAAGACAGCAGUACUUUUAUCUGAGGCUUUGACAAAGCUUCACACAGACAACCUUAAGCAAUAGGUCGGAACCUAACAGCCGCAAUGAGGAACUUGGCUCGGAUGAAAGAAGUUUGGUAGGGAGUUUCUGUUUAUUUCACUAUAUAUGUAUUUUCAUCUAUUGGGUUUGGUUUUUGGGGUUUUCACUUUUUGCGAUGAAAUAAAAGGAAUCUUAUAUAUAUAUUUUUUGUCCUUUUCCUUAUAAGCUUUUCCUCACAUUAUGGUUUCAUGUAAUCGGCAAAACUGAAAUGUUUCAUAAUGU
This is a messenger RNA of Ilex paraguariensis (yerba mate), 1281 nucleotides long. Lineage: Eukaryota; Viridiplantae; Streptophyta; Magnoliopsida; Aquifoliales; Aquifoliaceae. The record is from the annotation of a GenBank genome assembly.